Molecule: messenger RNA, 1588 nt
Organism: Magallana angulata
Lineage: Eukaryota; Metazoa; Mollusca; Bivalvia; Ostreida; Ostreidae
Exons: 3
Coding region: 130-1347 (405 amino acids)
Molecular function (GO): protein binding
Source: RefSeq, a predicted model, not a curated record
ACCAACUUCUCAGAAAAACACUAGUUUAAACGGGAGUGUUAAGUCCGAUGUCAUAAGCUAAAAUUAAAACCACGUUUGAAGUUAUGUAGAACUGUAAAUUCUUACCUUGCUACACUUCACCAAAAGACAAUGGAUUUCCGAGUGGUUUGUCUCCUGGCCUCCCUCGUGGUUUGUGAUGGAGCUACUUUCCCAUCUGGCUGUACCUAUCAGGAAUACACCAAACCAAUCGGGGUCUACACCUGUGACUUUACCAACGCCUCAUUUCCCGUGGCACUGUCAUCUUUCUCCAGUCCUAACCCACAGAGAUUGAAAAUUACGUUUUUCAACGGUAAUUUGGUCAGUUCCAGCGUGUUCUCUGGUUUCAAUGCGUACGAUGUAUCAACGUUUGAUACAAACUACCGGGCUUCUCUUGAAAUCUCGUGCGCCACCUCCGGAACACUUGGUCUCUCCACAACCUCUUUCACCGACAUGACCUAUAUCCAGGAAUUAAGGAUAACCGGUUGCAACUUGGACAGCGGAAUUCCAGCUAACGUUUUCUCCGGAAUGCAACUGGACUAUCUGGAAAUCGACAAAGGAAUCAUCGCCUCAACGGAUUCUGCCAGUCUCACAGGUUUAACCAUUGCGAAGAUCUCCACCGUCCCGAACCCAAUUGGAGGAUUCACGAUACGCAACGCCCAGCUGACGGCGGGGGAGCUGGCCGCUAACUUCUUCUCCCCGUUGACUUCCGCCGUCUCGAUAACCGUGGAUAAUGCUAACUUGAUCAACUUGACCAGUGGGAUGUUUUCCUCCAACACAGCCUUACAGACCAUCAACCUGUCCAGGAACAAAUUCACCAAGGUCUCCUAUAACCUCUUCAGUGGGUUGAAAUCUCUGACCUCCAUCAACAUGUCGUACAUUGACUGGGACUGCACAUGUACGGAUCUAGGAUUCCAGCAUUCUCUUUCUUCAAAUUAUAUCAAUUUGCAUGGAAACAUCCAGUGUAUGACACCGACAAGCUAUCAAUAUAUGAAAUGGACCCAGUUUUAUUUCAAUGAGUGUGAAAAUAAAGAUUACUGCUUCGGAGUCCCAGGUUCUGUAUCCGGCGUCUUCUGUUACCAGUGGCACCAGAUUUUAUUCUACUUCCUGUUGAUGAUCGCAUUCGUCGCGUCUGCAAUAUCAGUCUUCAUUGUGAUCAAUGUCAGACGCAAAAUGAUGCAAAUUAUUCGUGAAAUUGAAGCCAAGAAGAGAAAGGCCUUCAUGAAGGUUAAGGAAGCGCUCGUUCGCGGGAGAGACGGACAGCAUGCUCCGGCUGCGACGGCCAUGAUGGGCAUGAAGGAGCGGAAGUGGAUCGAGACUACAGUACCAUAAUAGAAGAGUCGAUAAGGAGCCUAUAGAGACGGAUUUAAGAACUUACAGGCAUAACAUUCCUGCAACGGUGCCAAAGUAUUUCAAAUAUCUUACAAAAGUAGCUGCUACGUUAAAAAAUAGAUGUUUUCUAAUAUUAUGCUUGCUUAUUUUUGUACAUUUCUAUGAUAACUGCUUGAAAGUUUAUUUAUUAAUUUUAUUUGAUGCUUUGUUACGAAUAAACGUGAAUAAAGUAUCAAGGUUG